AGUGUUCUAGCGGUGCGCUAUUUUAGAUUAUUGUCUCCUCAAAGUUCUGUGAUACAUAAUAUCGAAAAUGUUGAAAAUUACAUUUUUCGCCGCCUGUUUGGUGAUCUCCGCCCUGGCUGAAUACCACGGUCAUGAUUAUUACGAUUAUGACGCGUAUCCAAAGUAUAAAUUCGAAUAUGGCGUUGACGAUUCCCACACCGGAGAUAAAAAGAGCCAAUGGGAACAAAGGGACGGUGAGAUUGUCGUUGGGUCGUAUUCUUUGGAUGAAGCCGACGGUAGCCAUCGUGUGGUUACGUACAAUUCCGAUGAUCACAAUGGAUUCCAUGCGCACGUUUUGCGUGUUGGUCACGGUCAGCAUCCGCAUGGCGAAAGCUAUUCGAACAUUGAGCAGCAUUUCUAG
Messenger RNA from Toxorhynchites rutilus septentrionalis, 400 nucleotides. RefSeq names its product cuticle protein 19-like. Gene Ontology annotation, cellular component: extracellular matrix. The transcript is spliced from 2 exons. The record is from RefSeq and is a predicted model, not a curated record. NCBI's taxonomy places the organism in Eukaryota, Metazoa, Arthropoda, Insecta, Diptera, Culicidae. The coding region runs from base 68 to 400 and encodes 110 amino acids.